ACGAGCAUACGUUCUGCAGAAAAUCAAAGCUUUCAGGUAAACAUGGAGAAGACUUUUGGAAGUAUGAUGGAAGAAUUAAAAGCUCCGUACAAUCGAUGUCUGAAUGUGACCCCGCCUCUACACUUGAAGGAGCUGGGACAGUGUGAGGCACGCCUUGUUCUUCUGAGUGAAGACAACAUUGCUAUAUGUUUGUGUAAAAACAAAGGAUCCCCUGAUAUGAUCACAGUGCAUGAUUGUUUGGAUGGUAAAGACAAAGCAGUGGAUGUGAAUAUGUUGGCCGCCAGGACGGGUGACCAUAGCGACGACCGAACAACAUUCGUCACCACCAGGACUCCAAAGGAGGCCAUUCUGGUGCUGAUAGACACGAGCUCCUCCAUGGACGAGGAGUGCUACGUGGGUUCAGAAAUGAAGAAGAUCGACGUUGUGAAGGAGCUCUUCGACAACUUUGCCACGAGGACCAUGGCGUAUGAUUUUUAUCACGUCAUCGGCCUGGUGACGUUCGGCUCCCUGGUGAAGCUUCUCUACAAGUUUACUGAAAAUCUGGAAACGUUCAAGGAACACGUACGCAGCAUCGAGGCAGCUGGGUGUACUCUGCUGUACGACGCCCUGCGACGGGCGGCGCUGGAGUUGGAAAAGCUCCAGACGAGGUUCCCCGAUUGCAGACUUCGGAUAAUAUGUCUCACCGAUGGAAAUGAUUCUGGAUCCUCCAUAGAGCCCGAAGCUGUGACCGUCAGACUGCUUAAAUCCAACAUCACUGUGGACUCUAUCCUCCUUGGGACUGUGGAGAACCAUAUGCUGCAUGGAAUCAGCAAUGCAACAGGUGGUUGCUGUUUCAAACCGCAGACAACCAAAGAGGGUCUGAAGCUCUUUGAGAUUGAGACGGUUCUGUCUUUGGCGCAGAGGAAACUCAAGGAUCCACUUGACCCGUCUUCCAUCAACCCGAGCACUCUGUCACGCUUCUUCGAGACUCACGGGUACGAUGAAUGUCCAGAGACGUCCUUGCCGAGCCAGAUAAACGGCAAAGUGACGGCGACGGCAAGCGCUCUGAAAAAGAAGAUUCGGGAGUCAAGGAGGUGGCACGAGGAGAAGGACAAACGUGUCCUGGAGGAGCUGAAGAGUUUGCAUUGUAACCCGCAUCCCUUCUUCAGAGUCUUUCCAACGGAGUCGGACUUUAAGUUCUGGAGGGUUCUCAUGCAAGGCCCUCCCGACACACCGUACAGGAAAGGCGUGUUUGAGCUGUACUGCCAGUUCGGUCCCGACUACCCAGCCAAGCCGCCGACCGUCCGCUUCGUCACGCGCGUGUACCACUGCAACGUCAACAGUGUGGGCCGCAUCUGCCACAACAUAUUUGACCGCAGCUACAAUGCCCACAUCACCAUGAGAGAGAUCCUAGAAGCUGUGUAUGGACUCUUCAUCAUCCCUGAGCCCGAUGAUCCACUGGACAGCAUCUUGGCUGAAGAAUUCCUAACGAGCCGCGAGACGUAUGAACGAGAAGCCGAGAGACAUGCAGAAGAAACUGCAGGAAGGUCAAUGGAUGACAUGGAGAACACAUUGGUGGGACCGGUGCCACAGUUUAUACCUGCACAUCUGAUCUGUCCACUCACCAAGAAGAUGUUUGUGGAUCCUGUGAAAACGGUGUACGGUUCCGUGUAUGAACGCAAAGCCAUCGAGCGACACCUGAAGCAGCACCAGUACGACCCGAGCGCUGGCCCAGGACACGAGCUUGAAAUGAGUGAAAUCAAAGCAGACCAGGACAUGAAGAAAAUGGUGACGGAGCAUCGUUCUCGUCAAAUUCAGCUUGAGGUUACAGCUCCGUAGUUUCACCACAGUUUCUAAUCAAAAAGGAAAUCGACCAGCUGCAAGUUGUUUGUUUGUGAUUUAUUUUGUUCCGUCAGUUGGGAAAAGUUAGAGCGGGUUAUAUAUUUUUAUUUAAUUUCUUUCCGGACAUCUCCAACUUUUAUGAUGACUGAUUGACUUUUAUUUGUUUUCUCUGUUGGGAUGCUUUAACUUUUGACUUUUCAAUGUUUUUUUGCAUGCUCUGUUAUUUCUGUUUUAUCAUAAAUGUUGUAAAUAUGUUUAGUAUAGUGAAUCGGUUAAUUGCAUGACUUGCUAGUGAAGGCAGAAUAAAAAAAGAUUUGAGUAAUGGCUGCAGCAUUUUCUUUCAACAACUUAAAAUACACACAAAUGCUUUUCUCUAAGUGAUCCAUGUUGAAGCUGAUGUUGACUG
Molecule: messenger RNA, 2227 nt
Organism: Cyclopterus lumpus (lumpfish)
Lineage: Eukaryota; Metazoa; Chordata; Actinopteri; Perciformes; Cyclopteridae
Exons: 15
Coding region: 43-1818 (591 amino acids)
Biological process (GO): protein polyubiquitination
Cellular component (GO): nucleus
Molecular function (GO): ubiquitin conjugating enzyme activity
Source: RefSeq, a predicted model, not a curated record